Symsagittifera roscoffensis is the source of this 3231-nucleotide messenger RNA. RefSeq lists its product as uncharacterized. Lineage: Eukaryota; Metazoa; Xenacoelomorpha; Acoela; Convolutidae. Bases 298 to 3096 code for a protein of 932 amino acids. Gene Ontology annotation, molecular function: protein binding. The transcript is spliced from 20 exons. The record is from RefSeq and is a predicted model, not a curated record.
AAAUCCUUCCUCAGCCCCACGUGGAUUUUCCUUGAAUGGGUGACACCUGAUGACUUCCUCGACCAACUCAGUGAUGACUUCUAUUCAGUUCGCCUUAAUGGCCACGAGAUACAGUCUAUCAAGCCAAAUUCCACAGCACUGAGUGCAACUAUAUUCGUGGACCUGUGCACUAAUCAGAACGUGACUAUUGUCCCAGUAAGACCGGGAUUGAACCCCGGAAUUGCAGAUAUCACUAUUAGAAACUGGGAAAACGAGAUCUCCAUCAAGCGGGACUUGGAAAACUUCAGACAUGUCAUAAUGGAGCAAUGUGGCUUUUGCCCGACCAAACAGCUGGACAAACUGUGCCAGAUGCCAUUUGAACACAAUGGGCAGAACUACAACUCCUGUGCUCCAAUCUCAAAUAAGGACUCCCUUCAGUGCAAAGACAGAAAUGGGACCGUUUGGGACUGUUAUUAUGAUGAUGAAAACAAUUUCUGCAAACCUCCCUCACCGGAUUUCGGCCCUAUUUUCUUCCAAACUCUGGUGGCAGGCGAGUCUGCACGUCUGUUUUGGGACGCGUCAUCCAGCUUGUACAACAAUUUUGACGUCUUCAUCAACGAGGAUCACAUCGCAGUUGUAGAGCAAACAGAGUACAAUGCGACCAAUUUGACAGCUGGCCUGGAGUACAAGGUGCAGGUUUACAUGAACAGCUUCCACAGGAGAUCUGGACCACAGACUCUGGUUUUCAAUAUGACAAAUUCUGACGAGAACUUGGCAGCUACCAACAUCACGUCCUCUUCGGCUACGUUGAUUUUCGACAUCAAAGAACGCAACGAUUUUGAAAACUCCUCCCAGACGUGUUCGAUUAGUCAUCUAGAACUGGAUACGCGUAUCGAAGAUGCCGACUUUAUUCGGAUGUUUCUGACCCCAGCUGAAAUAGAAUCUGGGAAAUCCACUAAAAUAGUGGAUAGUUCAAACAAUAUCAAUGUGGGCCAGCUGAAUUCUGGUUUCAUCUUCUGUUUCGAAGUUUCUCCAAUCAAUACGUGUACUAAUAUGUCUAUGGAGAACAGAACGCUUUUUAGCUGCGCUCCAAUAGUGCCGCAACCACUGAACGAAUUGACCAGUAAUUUGACAUUUGUGGCCAACAAUGAACAAACGACGGAAGGGAAAAGUGGAAUUGGGAUAAACGCUUCCUUGAGUCAACUAACAGCUGCGGAAUUCAUUCAUAUGAUCGUUACGUGUACAGUUCCAAACGUAACUGUGAUUGACGAUGGCGGUUUUAAAAUAAUGAUCAAGGAAGUUGAGAGCGUAGUGAUGAACAAGACAGUCUCUGAGUGCAGAACUUCAAAUUGUGCAUUCAAAUCGGAAGAAUCAGACGCAAUUUGGUUCACCUCCGAAGUGUUGCCUUCUGAAAAUCAAGAAUCUGGGCUCAGAUGUGACGUGGAAAUCUUUACACGCACUGAUUUCUCUGAAUCAGAUCACACAGUAAUAUCUCACUUUGAAGCUCCUAACCCCGUGGAGAUGUUGACCAUCUAUUCGGUGGAGGAAAAUUCUCUGAGAAUCAACUGGCUUCCUCCCGCAAAUGGAUUUUUUGACCACUUUUUCAUCGAAAUCGCUUCAAAGGGCGACCUGAUAUCUUCCCAAAAAAUUGAUGGCUACUUGCGCUACGUUGCUUCUGACCUUGUUCCCGGCACUGAGUACACUAUUUCUGUCUUCGCCGUCUCAGACCCUCAAGGUCAAGUGAGGUCAAAAGAUGCUUCAAUUACACAAGACUCAGCCCCUGCUGCACCGCAAAACCUGAUAAUUGAUCAUCUCUCAGAUCUACAAUCCAUUGAUGUCAAUUUUGAUUAUUCUGAAAGUGCAGAAAUCAAAGGAUUUCAAAUUCAAGUUCACGAGCUAGACGAGGAGGGCGAUCCAAAUUAUUCUUCUGAGAAUAUUCUAGAAGACAGUUCUAUAUCCUUACCUAUACAUUUGAAUCCAGAUGUGCAGACAUAUCGACUGAAACUUGCUAAAUUUGCAUCAGCAUACAAAAUUAUUGUCAGGAGUGAGAGCAUAAACGGGCAAAUUAGUAUACGUUUUGCCAGCCAGAAUAUCAUAACAGGACUCCCGCAAAGAGAGAUCGCGUUAACAGAGUUGUCAAGGAGCGAGGAUAGUUUAUGUUUUCUGUGGGAAACAGUCAAUGGGACAAACAGAGGAAUUGUGAACAAACUGCGCACUGUUUUGGUCCAAGAUAACAGCUUCCUUCGACAAAGCGAGUCUUCAAGCGUGUCUAUUGAAUCGACAGAGCACGGAUUUGGUCUGAAGUGCAUCCAAUAUGUAAGAAAUUACACUCAAGACAGACUAACUGUGCAACUGCACUUUUGGAGGGAGCAUACAGCAACUAGCUUGAAAACAACUGCCUCAAUCAACCAGUUCAGCAUCGCUCCUCAAGAAGAAAUCAACUUCAACCUUGACAUCAAAAUGAACUGUCAAACAAACAGCUGCAUUCUCACUAUCAUGGCAGAGCCUUUUCAGCAAUUGAAAAAACUCGACUUCAAAUGCAAGAUUUUCGAGAGUGAAGUUUUGGAUGGCAAAAAUUUGGUUCAACAAAUUGAACUAGAGGGGUCAAACUGUGAGACGGAGCUCGAUUCGUGCACUUACACUCUGUCGGAUUUGACGCCAGAUACGCACUAUAAUUUCGAAAUGAAACCAUCUCUUUUCGGAAAAGAAAUGCCUCAUAUAUUCAACGAGCAAUUUCACACAAAAAAGGCAGACGAAGGAAACGUUCUGGUCAUCAUAAUCAUCGUCGUUGCAUCAAUCACACUCCUCAUUCUAGUAGUUGUAGCAACUGCUUACCUGUUGCAUUAUAUGCGAUCCAAUAAAAAACCCAGAGAUGAAGCAAAAACUGACCAACCAACACAUUCAACUUACGACAAUAUAUACUUUGACAAUCAACCCAAUUUGUAUGAGGAACCAACAGCAAACUAUGAUGAAGCAGUGUGCCUUGAGACUUCCUUCAAUAACAGACAAGAAGAAGGCGAAGAAAAGGAAGGAAAAAACGGCGAAGAAAAAGAAGGAAACGAGGAAGAAAGCGUUGAAGGAGAAAAAGAAGAAGAAAAAGAAGUAAAAGAAGAUUAGCAACGUAGAGAUGAGAAAAAAGAUGAAAUACAAAAAUCAAAAUUUUGAAUUGAAAAGUCACCGACUAUACAUCAACAGAUUUAACUCAAAUACAUUCAACUUGAUAAUUUCUUAACACUAUGUAUUAUUAACAAC